This is a messenger RNA of Rhodamnia argentea, 756 nucleotides long. RefSeq lists its product as uncharacterized. The coding region runs from base 139 to 564 and encodes 141 amino acids. NCBI's taxonomy places the organism in Eukaryota, Viridiplantae, Streptophyta, Magnoliopsida, Myrtales, Myrtaceae. The transcript has a single exon. The record is from RefSeq and is a predicted model, not a curated record.
UGUGCUCACUACGGUUUAAGAUUCUCCAAAUUCAUUCACCUCUCUCUCUUUCUCUCAUUCACCACCACCUAUAAAUCCCUCCCACCUCUCUGUCUUGUUCAGAUCAUCACACCUCGCAUCUCUCGCUCCUCAACCUUCAUGGAUUUCGAAUUUCAAGAAUCCGACAUAGUUUUCAGUGAUCAAGACCAAGCAAUAACAGAUCGGAGCAGCGGCGAAGACGAGCAUGACUGCUACAGUCCUUACAAUAGGAUGAUGGUGCGGAUUCAAGACAAGUCAUGUGCGCAGGGCAAAUCGAAAAGGAAGAAGGCCAAGGAAAAGAAAAUGACGAAUUCGCCGCCGGUCGAUAUCCCGGAAACUUUCAUCCGGUCCCCCGAAUCUGAUUACACGUUCGAGGAGGGGGACGACGCGGGGGAGGUCGUGCCGCCACACCUGAUCAUCGGGCAGCGCGUGGCCGCAAGGAUGGCGUCCUCGGUGUGCUUUAGCCAUGGGAGGACGCUCAAGGGGAGAUAUUUGAGUGAAGUGCGGGAUUCAAUUCUUAGAAUGACCGGCUUUUUGGAGUCAUGAGAAGGUCUCUUUUGGAGACUUCAUUAUUGUUAUCUAGCACACAAAAAAGGGCAAAAAACAAGGGAAGGAAAAUGUCAAGAAAAUGAAAAUGUCCUCUUUUUUUUUUCAUCUCCAUUUUUUUUUUUUUUUUAUGUCUUCUGAGUUUCUUUUCAGAACUUCAUUCAACGUAACGGACUGCGGAAUUCAGCAUUU